Equus quagga is the source of this 789-nucleotide messenger RNA. RefSeq names its product membrane spanning 4-domains A12 (gene MS4A12). Gene Ontology annotation, biological process: cell surface receptor signaling pathway. The record is from RefSeq and is a predicted model, not a curated record. Gene Ontology annotation, cellular component: plasma membrane. NCBI's taxonomy places the organism in Eukaryota, Metazoa, Chordata, Mammalia, Perissodactyla, Equidae. The transcript is spliced from 6 exons. Bases 1 to 789 code for a protein of 262 amino acids.
AUGUUCUCCAAGCCAACAACCCAGCCUGGAGUGUAUGGAACCACACCCAAUCCUUACAUAGCGAAUAACUCUAUGGCUCCUGGGUCUCAACAACCCCUGAGUUUCAUAAUCCCAAGAAACCAACCUCAGAGUGGUCAGCCUCCCUUCAUCACUUCUCCAGAAAUCCGCACUAACAAUCAGCAGGGUCAAGGAAAUGUACUAAUGGUAAAUCCAGCUACAGUAACAGCAACCACAAAGUUUAAAGAAGAAGGAAAGACACUAGGGGCAAUCCAGAUUGUGAUUGGAUUGAUGCACAUUGGUUUCGGUGUUAUUUUGGGUUUAAUAAGCGCCACUUACGAUGGAGUUUGGAAUUUUGCUUCCAGUACCUUUGAGAGUGGAUAUCCAUUCUGGGGCGGCAUUUCGUUCAUCAUCACUGGCGCUCUCUCAGUAUCAGGGUCCAAGCACCUUUCCCUUUGUCUGAUAAAAGGCAGCCUAGGAAUGAAUAUUGUUAGUGCUAUCUUUGCCUUAAUUGGAGUGAUUCUGUUGCUGGUAGAUGUGAACAUCAAUGGGCUACCCACACAAGACUUUUGGGCAUUGCUUUCUGGGAAAGGAAUUUCAGCUAUACUGAUUAUCUUCUCUCUUUUGGAGUUCUGCAUAACUUGCACCACAGCCCAUUUUGCCACGCAAGAAAUCGCCAAGUGGUCUGUCCUGACUAUUCCAAAUGUGUAUGCAACCAGUCCCUUGACACCAGGGUUUGCCUCAGCUCCUCCCAGAAGUGAUGGCCACCCAGCUAACGUCAUUCAAUAUUAA